AACUGAGGCAAAAUCCAAUUGACUUUGCCCUCAACAAAUGGUGAAAAUUGUUCCUAGGAAGUCUCUGACUGUUCCGGCUCCCCUCCUCACAAAUUGGGACAGAGAAGAUGUUGCAUAGUAUGGAAGAGCAUCACCAGGAGGACAGAGAAAUAAAUGUUCUUCUCGCAUUUACUGCAUUGGAGUAAGUCUUCAAAGGAGCCCUCAUAGAACUUCACUCUGGGUGCAAGCCCCCCCAUCCUGAGAGUUCCUCCAUUUCCCUCACAGUCUUCUGCCAUCCACUUAGCUCUUGAGUAAAUGGAGAUGCUGAUCUAGCUCUGCUAGUUGGAAGUGGAGGAGGGGUGUCAACCUCUUGAGUCAUCUCCAUGUCCCAGAGAUGCAGCAGAGCUUCAAGGGUAUUACCAACAGACAGGAACUCAGACUCUGCUGCUCCAGACUCUGUCCUCCUCCUCCUCCUCCUGCUCCUGCUCUCCUGCUUUUGGGAAUUCCCAACUGAGUCCUCGAUGCUGCAGAGUUACUUGGAGGAGGAGGCAAACGUCUCCCAACCCGAUGCACGAAGGGCAUUUUCUUAAGGGUCAGAGAAGGGGCCGACACCCUCAGCCACCUCCUGCAAGGGUGAACCCGGGACCAGCAUCCUUCCGGCAUCCUUUCAAGGUGGUGCUGUGGAAAGCAGAUCAAGGCUGUGGAAGUUUGUAGGAAGAGACCUUACAUGUGAACAAGGUGAUGUCCAUCUUGUUUUAUGUGAUCUUUCUGCCUUUUCUCUGUGGCAUCCAGUCUACCAGCAUGGAUCAAGGGAGUUUAUCAGAAGAUUCCAUGAAUUCUUUUAUUAGAACACUUAUUCAAGCUGGCAUUUGGAAAAAUAAGGUCCCUAAGCAGACGGCCAGAACGAAGGACGGCAUGCAGACCACGGUGAAGAAAACGGAGGCCGAACCAGACGCGGUGGCAAGCAAAGAUGCCAGACUGGGGUCCCAGCCCGUCGUUUCGGUGGACGCAGAACUCCUGAGGCAGCAGAGGCGCUUCAGCUCCCCCCGGGUGCUCUUGAGCGAAAGUGCCCCUCUGGAGCCCCCUCCCUUGUAUCUGAUGGAGGAGCCCGUGGUGCUGAACCAGACGUCUCGCCGGAAGAGGUUUGCCGAGGGGAAGAGCCACCGUGGGGAGUACUCCGUGUGCGACAGCGAGAGCCGAUGGGUCACGGACAAAUCCUCCGCUGUCGACAUCCGGGGGCACCAGGUGACUGUCCUGGGAGAAAUCAGAAUGGGCUCCUCCCCAGUCAAACAAUACUUUUAUGAAACAAGGUGUAAGCAAGCCAAACCGGCCAAGAGUGGUUGUCGUGGUAUCGAUGAUAAGCACUGGAAUUCCCAGUGCAAAACCUCACAAACCUUUGUACGCGCAUUGACUUCAGAAAACAAUAAACUUGUAGCCUGGCGAUGGAUCAGAAUAGACACUUCUUGUGUGUGCGCCUUGUCCAGGAAAAUCGGACGAACAUAGGUCUGUGGCUCUGCCAUAUAAGUUAUUAUGACUAAAUUAUAUGAUAUGCAUGUAGCAUAUAAAGGUUUCUAUUGUUUAUAUAUUAUAAGUGGUCCUUAUUUAUUAAAUUCCAGCCAACUACUCUCUCUCUCUUGAUAAAGAACAGUAAAGAAUGGAUGUAUACCUGUGGCUACAUCAUUUCUCAUUUCUGUCUGUGACUUCAGCUCCUCCAAAGCUUUCCAUAAACUGCUUGCAAAACCUU
Python bivittatus (Burmese python) is the source of this 1723-nucleotide messenger RNA. Lineage: Eukaryota; Metazoa; Chordata; Lepidosauria; Squamata; Pythonidae. The record is from RefSeq and is a predicted model, not a curated record.